GGCAGCCAAGAGAAGCUGGCUGCCUCUCGGUCUCCCAGGAGCCGCCCUCCCACAGAGGAAGCCUCUCCAGCUGUUGCAGCGCCGAGGUAACGGUGCAUCUGGCAGGCGCUUAAAGAGGUGCGAGGCGGAGAGUAGGGAAAGCCGCCGGCGAGGCAGAGGGCGAGGCGCGAGCAAACUUUCUUCUAGCUGUUUCUGCUUGCGUCGGCGAGCCUUGGGGUGGGAGUGCCUCUUUCUGGCCAGGAGGAGCUGCAAGUGCCAAAGAGCCCGGACGCUAUAAAGGAGGCGCUUCCCUGCUGGGCACUGGAAGACAGGCGUAGCUUUUGAGGCUUUUCCCUCUUCAAACGUAAAGUGGGCAAGGAACGAGCUGUCAGCAGUUCUGCAGGAGAAGAUCUAAUCGCAGACCAUAAAAGUCCUUGUGACAGUAUGAUCCUAAGCAGACUUGCACCCUUCUAAGCCCAUUAACUUCAAUUCACCUAGAAGGGUGUAAAGAUUUAAAGUCAUACUUACUACACUGUCCCUACAUGAGUAAUAUCCUGUUGGCGGAUGCCUUUGUGUACACUGGUGUGUUAAAACAAAGAGAGUGUCUUGCCAGUUCUUGGAAGGAAAAUAUGGGAAACAUAUUAGAAAACUGCAGCUAUAAUUGAAAGAGAAAGUGGAAUCACCAGUUUCAGCAAGAUUUAUUAAAAAACCAAAAUUGGCUGAUAACUGUGGAAGGCAAACUUUUAAAAAGAGCUGGAAGAUAAUAUAUAAAAAGUCAGACGGGAAUUCAUUGGUUUUGCAGCACGUGCUAGACCUGAUGGAUACCAUAGAGACAGCAAACCUGGAGGAGCACAUGGAAGGCCAGAACAAUGAAACUUCAAAUGGUUAUGCACGAUCUGCUCUCACAGUCAGUGAGGAAAACAAAAACAGCAACAGCAAAACAAAAGGAUUACCCAAUGGCUUGCGGAAGGGCACCAAGACGUACCCAGACUAUAUUCAGAUUUCUAUGCCUGCUGAAUCUAGAAACAAAUUUCCUUUGGAGUGGUGGAAAACUGGCAUUGCCUUUGUAUACGCUCUCUUCAGUUUAGUUCUAACAUCUGUUAUGAUUACAGUAGUUCAUGAGAGGGUACCUCCCAAGGAACUUAGUCCUCCAUUGCCAGAUAAGUUUUUUGAUUACAUUGAUCGUGUGAAAUGGGCUAUUUUUGUAUCAGAAAUAAAUGGAAUAAUACUAGUUGGAUUAUGGAUAAUCCAGUGUCUGUUUCUUAGAUACAAAUCAAUAGUGGGAAGAAGGUUCUUUUUCAUAUUGGGAACUCUGUACCUCUACCGCUGUAUUACCAUGUAUGUUACCACCCUUCCAGUGCCUGGAAUGCAUUUUCAGUGUGCCCCAAAGCUAAAUGGAGAUUCUCAAGCGAAGGUUCAGCGGAUCCUGCGACUAGUUUCCGGUGGUGGAUUAUCCAUAACAGGCUCGCAUGUCUUAUGCGGAGAUUUCCUGUUCAGUGGUCACACUGUAUCGCUAACUCUCACCUAUCUAUUUAUCAAGGAAUAUUCUCCUCGUCACUUUUGGUGGUAUCACUUGAUCUGCUGGUUGAUGAGUGCUGCUGGAAUAAUCUGCAUUCUGGUAGGACAUGAACACUACACUGUGGAUGUCAUCAUAGCUUACUAUAUCACCACAAGGCUCUUCUGGUGGUACCAUUCAAUGGCUAAUGAAAAGAACUUGAAAGUCACUUCACAAACGAACUUUCUCUCUCGAGUAUGGUGGUUUCCAGUAUUCCAUUUCUUUGAGAAGAAUGUACAAGGCUCAGUUCCUUGCUGUUUCUCAUGGCCAAUAUCUUGGCCCCCUAGCUGCUUCAAGUCUUCAUGUAAGAAUUAUUCCCGGGUUCAGAAGACAGGAGAGGACAAUGAAAAAUCCACCUGAAGAAAAUGAAGGCGGCAAGAAAAUGGAUCUGCUUUUUACCUUCUUACCAAAACACUUGUGCUAUAACCAAAGUUCUUAAGGGGAUUAUAUUGUUAACUGAAGAAGUGGACCAAAUGUUGUGCAAUUUGAUUUGAGAAAAAGACAACUGUAGACUUUUUUUUUAAAAGUCCGUUUGGUAUGUUUUUCUAGUCAGAUUGUACAGUUCCAUCCUACUCUUCAGUGCUAGUAGACACUGGCGCUCAGUAAUGCUCUGGUGCCAACAGAAUACUUCCUGAGGAGAAAAGGAGCCAGGACUUUGGUUUCUUAAUGAGAUUAAGAGGUGCCAAAGAACACACUGCGCCAUCUGUUGUUAAAUGUCACUUAUCCACAGAAGCAUCAAAACAAAAUAACUGCUUCAGGGUGCUGAAGUUUGAGCGAAACCAUAGUAAAGGUAUGUUAAAGGCAUAACCCUGGUCUCUCUCUAUCUGUUUAGGGAGAGUAACCAAAAUCAGCAGGCAGUGGUUUUUACUAUUCCCACUAGUGAAGGCAAGAUCUUGUGCACGUGACUGAUGGAAACCAGAAGUGACCCUUGAUAUUUUUAUAUUGUUUACAGGAAUGAAUUUAUUAUGACCCUGUAAUACCAUCACAACUUCCAAUUAUUUUGUUUACCCUCGACUGACUUUUACAUUUUUUUUAAUAAGCGAUAAUUUUAUAUGUGAAAAUAAAAAAGCUAUUUUACCUGAUGAUACUGUAGGUUAGAAACAAUGUCUGCUAACAUCAUCUAGCUUCUACAAGGAGAAAAGUAAUUUUAUUGUUAAAAUACAUAGAUGUCAAAUGAGAUAAUUAUUUAUGUUUCUGCUGGUUAGUUAGCUUGCAGAAUGUGAAUACAUGCCAUGUGCAUAAUACCAUUAGAAUGUGUGUAUAUGUAUGUAUAUGUUACAGUGAAUGCACAAAAUAAGACUCUGCAGCUGAAAAAGAAUGUUGACAAUCCCCCUUCCACAGCUACUGAAACAACUAGUUUACCACUGAAUGUUGCCUAAUGGUCAUGUCUACAUUUACAAGUAUAAUCCCAUACAUUUGAUAUUUUCACCAGAUUCCUGUAGGAUUGUCUACACCUUUGUGAUCGUCACUGUAGCCUAUAUGCACAUGACCAUACCUUUACACAUCGUGAGGACCUAGCUCAUUCCUUCUACAUCCAGCCUUGCAGAUCCUCUAGCUGCUCUCCUGUUAAAGGGAGCCCUGCCAGGCUAGAGACUGAGAUAAGGAGAAGGCUCCCUCUCAUCCUUGGCUUCCUCUACCUUCCCUGUAGCAAGCCACUCACACAGAGACUUGCCUCCAGGCCUCUUUUCCCCAGCGGUUACUUGGGGUCUGCCUUAAAUACACUGGAGCAGCCUUCACAUACUCAAACCCACAGGCACUUGGGCAUCUUUUUUCUAGCUCGUGAAAUCCCGGGGCUCCGUCUUUUCAAGCUGUGCCAUGGUGAUAGCCUUGGCCCCUCUGAUUCCUUGCUGGCCCGAUCUAGAACCCACCACCCUGGCUCUAGCGGAGUUUCCUGUAUUUAAUUGUUGGUCUUGUGGCCGCUUGUUGCCACACUGCGGUUUUACAAGUGUCGGUAAGUCUGCCACACACAUAAGCAUUAGAAAAUUAUUUUAGCUCAUAUACCACAUAAUGGCAGUGGGAGCAAAAUCCCCACUGAUUCCUAUUCACUGGCUUUGGUUUUGCGUAGACAGGCUUGCCAAAAGGAUUGUUUUGAAUGCUUGAGUAGGAAUGUUGCCAUUUUUGCAAAAGAAAAAAAAAUGUAAUGUUGAGCCUGAGAGCCAGAUGUGAUGUAUUUACAGAUGACCAUCACUUUUGUUUUCUGUUGGGAUUAAUUUUAAUUGUUCCAAUACUGAUGCCAAGGCUAUUCACUGCAAUUGGUGUGUUUACUUCACUAUUAUUAAAUGGUCAGGUGGCCAAUCUGCUACUUU
Molecule: messenger RNA, 3840 nt
Organism: Eublepharis macularius
Lineage: Eukaryota; Metazoa; Chordata; Lepidosauria; Squamata; Eublepharidae
Gene: SGMS2
Product: sphingomyelin synthase 2
Exons: 8
Coding region: 797-1894 (365 amino acids)
Biological process (GO): sphingomyelin biosynthetic process; ceramide biosynthetic process
Cellular component (GO): endoplasmic reticulum membrane; Golgi membrane
Molecular function (GO): ceramide cholinephosphotransferase activity; sphingomyelin synthase activity
Source: RefSeq, a predicted model, not a curated record